Messenger RNA from Penicillium crustosum, 963 nucleotides. It is a transcript of the gene abnA, whose product is annotated as putative extracellular endo-1,5-alpha-L-arabinase. The record is from RefSeq and is a predicted model, not a curated record. The transcript is spliced from 4 exons. Gene Ontology annotation, biological process: carbohydrate metabolic process. NCBI's taxonomy places the organism in Eukaryota, Fungi, Ascomycota, Eurotiomycetes, Eurotiales, Aspergillaceae. Bases 1 to 963 code for a protein of 320 amino acids. Gene Ontology annotation, molecular function: arabinan endo-1,5-alpha-L-arabinosidase activity.
AUGCAUUUUGGUAAUAUCGUCAAACCGUUGCUGUUCGCAGCCCUCGUGCACGGAUAUGCAAAUCCUGGCAGUUGUUCAGGGGCCUGCAACGUGCAUGACCCGUCAUUGAUACAGAGAUCAUCGGACAAGCGUUAUUUCCGAUUUUCUACUGGCAACAAGAUUUCUUAUGCGAGCGCCUCAUCUAUCAACGGUCCGUGGACUACCAUUGGGUCCAUGUUGCCCAGUGGGUCUUCUAUUGAUCUCGCCGGAAAUACAGACCUGUGGGCCCCCGAUGCGCAGAUUGUGAAUGGUGUUUACCACGUUUAUUACUCUGUAUCGACGUUUGGUGUACAGGAUUCAGCCCUUGGACUAGCCACAUCGGCAACCAUGGAGUUGGGCUCCUGGACUGACCAUGGAGCAACUGGCAUUGCCUCAUCAUCUGGCAAGGCGUACAAUGCCAUUGAUGGCAAUCUACUCAACGAUAGUGGUACUUACUACAUGACUUUCGGCUCCUUUUGGCAAGAUAUUUUCCAGGCUCCAAUGAACUCAGCUGCCACUAAAGUCGCAUCUUCAUCCUACAAUCUGGCAUUCGACCCUUCUGGAACACAUGCCGUGGAGGGGCCCUAUCUGUAUAAGUAUGGAAGCUAUUACUAUCUCUUUUACUCUGCCGGCAUCUGUUGUGGUUACGAUACAUCUCGCCCUGCCAGCGGUGCAGAGUACAAAAUCAAGGUCUGCCGAUCGACCUCGCCUACUAGCGGAUUCGUUGAUGCUACAGGGACUGCUUGUACAAACGGGGGUGGCACAGUCGUUCUAGAAAGUCAUGGCACAGUCUACGGUCCUGGUGGACAGGGCGUAUUUACGGAUCCUACCCUCGGACCAGUGCUUUACUACCACUAUGUUGAUACCACUGUUGGCUAUGCCGAUGGGCAAAAACUGUUUGGGUGGAAUCAGAUCGAUUUCUCAAGCGGGUGGCCAGUGGUUUAA